AUGUUCUACUCACAUCAGCUGCUUGCUCGAAAAGCUCCUUUAGGUCAAAUAUGGAUGGCAGCUACAAUGCACGCCAAGAUGAACCGCAGAAAGCUCGAUCAGAUCGACAUUAUCAGAAUUUGCGAAGAAAUCUUAAAUCCUUCAGUUCCAAUGGCGCUCAGAUUGUCUGGAAUUUUAAUGGGUGGUGUGGUAAUCGUUGAACGCAAAGUUAGACUCCUUUAUGAUGAUGUAAAUCGUCUACUGGUUGAAAUCAACUCAGCAUGGAAGGUGAAACCUGCUGUGGACCCCACAGUUCUUCCCAAAGGCAAAAAUCAAGCCAAGUUUGAAGCUGUGACAUUGCCUGAGAACAAUGCAGAUGUUGCUGAUAUUGAGCAGUCUAUUGACUACUCUAGCAUGUUUAUGGGUGGUGCAACAUUUUAGCAAUCGGCUUACUUUGCUAUGAGACUGGAUACUAUUGCUGAGCUUACAGAGAGCUUCAGGGAAAAUGAGCCAAAUACUCGACACCAUCAAGCGGAACCUGCUAAUAUUACCUUAGAUGAGCCGUUUCAUUCAUUCCAAGUUGACAUGGGUGUCUACAAUCGCUUCGAAAGAUUUGAUAUUGAAGGAGAUGAAGAGACACAAAAUAACUACCCUUCUCAAGGGAACACAGAAAUUCCACCUGCUAAUGUACAUUCUCCGCCUCCAGAAAUGGAGCAGCCACAGGAAGAUGGUAAUAUCAGAAAUUUUUCAACAGCAGAUGACAUUUUUGACCAACAUCCAGUGAGACAGGCUGAUCGAUCUUCUCCUCAACUCAGGGAAGCUAGACAACAACCCCAGCAACAUUUACAGAAGCGAAAGCUGCCAGCAAGAGAGAAAGCAAGGCAAGCUCCUUGUAUAAUGGAUAAUGAACAGACUAUGAUUCCAAGUAAUUUGUACCAAACUUGGCUCCAAGAUUCAGCUGAUGUACGGUUCAAGAGGCCCAAAAUUGCAGAGCAUGCCAAAGCAAAAUCAGCUGUGAAGCUAGCCAAAUUAGUAGACCUGCCACCAGUAGCACUAUCUUGUGGGUUAGUCGGAAGAAACCAUGAAGUUUAUUAUCCAAAACCGCUUCUAGACCUGUGGAUAACAAGUAUGCAGCCUUUGCAAGAUUCACCUUCUGGAAGGACUACUUCUCCCCGGCCACCAGAGCCAUCAUCAUCCUCACCUCCCCAUGGGAAGCAUUAUCAAGAUCCACCAGAAAUGCCGAUGGGGGAUUUUGGCAAUAGAGUCACGUCUGAUAGAAUAGCCUCACAAGAAAAACUACGAAGUAACGUGCCCACAGGAACUGAGGUACCUAUGAAUGAGUUCAACCUCAUGUUCAAUGGUGUGGGCACAUCUAAUCCAAAUGCUGCAGCCGCUAAUUCUGGAACAUCCAUUAAAUCAUUCUCAGUUGCCAGCCCAGUCCCUGGGCUUGACUUCUUGUCAAACACUUCAGACAGCUACCCAGAACGGUCAAGAAAGAAAAGGCCGUCUUCAACCAAAUUCAACAGUGCUGGCCUUGAGUCACUAGAUGAAGAGAACCAAUGGAUACAUGAAGCAGCAGAACACAAUCUUCCUGGUUUUGGUGAGCCACCUCAACCAAGCUUCAAAAUUCCCAGACACUCUCGGCAUGGUCCAACCCCUGAUCAUGAACUGCUGAUAGAAACAGGAAUUACUCAAACUCAGCGUUCCCCAAUUGAUGAGGAGGCUGAGAGGAUGGCCAGUAACAUCACAACGCAUCUGAAGACAUACUUUGAGACCCCAGGAGCACCUCAGACAGAAUCAUUAAACCAGCUAGCAUUUGGAAUGAACAGGAAGCAAGCUGCUCAGCUUUUCUACCAGACUUGUGUUCUAGUUACGCGAAAUGUCCUCAAAGUGCAGCAGAAAUUAGCAUAUGGGGAUAUUACCAUAUCUAGAGGAGCAAAGAUGUGAAAAGGUUUGCUGUAGAGAUAUUACUUUCACUGACAUUCUAAAGUAUGCAGCUUGGGUAAGCUCAGGUGUAUAGGAGAUAAGGAUUAUUUUAUUCCUUAAUAUAUCGCUACUUUGAUUAACACACAAAACUGU
Messenger RNA from Beta vulgaris subsp. vulgaris (sugar beet), 2058 nucleotides. RefSeq names its product sister chromatid cohesion 1 protein 1. Lineage: Eukaryota; Viridiplantae; Streptophyta; Magnoliopsida; Caryophyllales; Amaranthaceae. Gene Ontology annotation, cellular component: cohesin complex; synaptonemal complex. Gene Ontology annotation, biological process: synaptonemal complex assembly; replication-born double-strand break repair via sister chromatid exchange; mitotic sister chromatid cohesion. The record is from RefSeq and is a predicted model, not a curated record. Gene Ontology annotation, molecular function: chromatin binding; protein binding.